Messenger RNA from Schistosoma turkestanicum, 4408 nucleotides. The record is from the annotation of a GenBank genome assembly. NCBI's taxonomy places the organism in Eukaryota, Metazoa, Platyhelminthes, Trematoda, Strigeidida, Schistosomatidae.
GUUCGACCUUGGGGCGCUCAACUUUCCGUCCUCCAGUAAAUCAUUCUAACAUUCUACCGCACAGGUGACAAAACAGUCUCCUUACAUCGUUAUGUCACUUGAUGACGAUAAUGUCCAAGCUGUUAACACUGAUUUUGCCCAAAAUGUAGUAUCUGAUCAAUCCGUAUCUGGUCGAGGUCGGAGUCACAGCACUGGUAGUGUUUCAAGGCCACUUAGUGCAGUCUGUGAUCAAGAAUCAGAUCCCACUCACUAUCCCAUUGCAGCCAAGCCAUGCCUAGUCCUCAGACCAUCCAGUUCAGCUGGCCCUAGACCUACAUCUACUAGUCAUUUAAAGUUUAUGGACUCAGGGUCGUUUCAACGAACACUUUGUGAUGUUGCUUCAUGUUAUGAACCCAGUAUAACUUGUACUAGUGAUGCAAUUACAAGUAGUAUCAAUAAAAGUAUCUAUUCUAAAUCAAAGCCAAGUGGUUCCUCUUCUCCACCAUCUACAGUUCAGAUAUCCUCUUCAACAUUGGGAACAAAGCGUAGACUCUCACAUAUCGAAUUCUCAGAUAAGCGUGGAAGUCAAUCUCGUAGCCCGCCUCCUUCAGUUGAUGCUAUCAAAGCUAUGAAUAAUAAUAUAAUCAAUAAUGUAACGAAUACAUGUAAUGGUAACAAUUUCAACGAACUGUCCAACACUGAUGAUAUUAUAAGUCCAUCUAAUUCCCCUGCACCACCUUUAGCUCAAGCUGUUGUCGCUGCAUUAAGACAACAUCAUAGUUUCUUCCGAUCAGCGACAAAUACAUCAGCUUCCUCAUCACAUUUCUCACCUGGUUAUUUAUCUGAUGACAAUGCUGAAGAUGAUGAUGAUGAUGAAGAUGAUGAUAGCGAUGCUGAUGACGAUGAAGAACAAGAAGUAGUAGUAGAUGAAGAAAAUCAAAUUGGUAAAGAUAACAAUAUAAAUGAAGAAUUUGAAGAUAAUGACUUUCAUAUUCACAAUCAAGAUUGUACAAUUGAUUUAUUGUCUGGAAAAUGUCAACAUCAACAUUCAAUUGAAGUAGAUGGUGAAAGUGGUUAUGGUGCAUCAUGUUCAUCGUCAUCAGUUAAACUUAAUCAUAGUUCUGGGAAUAAACGUGAUAAAAAACGUCGACGUAAUCGUAAUCAACAUAGAACAACUAGUAUUGGAACAGAUACAACAGAUCAUUUAUCAAUUGUUGGCGAUCAUCCAAGUGAUCGGAUAUUUGAAGCACAGAAUUCAAGAAGUGUAUCACCGCAUCUUCCUGGAAUUGCUUCAGAUUGGAAUAAACCUAGAUCAGAUGUUCGAAAUGGUAGUACACGUCAUAAACGAAAUCGUGUUCGAAUUUUAGACAAUACUACUGCAGCGCCAACAACACAUAAUUUACAAAGACAAAUCGCUGUUGAUCGUCCAUUCACAUCUGUUUUAUCGCAUAAUAAUAUGUACCAACAGCAUAAUAUAAACGAUUAUGAGAUAUUAAAUCAUCCACUUAGUCCUAUUCAUUUAGAUUCAUCACAACCACAUAGUAAUCGAAGUUCAUUUUGUAGUAAUAGUAGUAAUCGUUAUUAUUGUUGUACACAGCAUACUGCUUAUGGUGGCACCACUGAUUUUAAAUGUAUGUAUCCAUUAAUGGAUAAUAUCCCUAGUGAUUCAAUUGGCGUAAACUGGAUUUCAUUUGAUCCUAGUUUGCAAGGAAUCAAUAAACAAACUGAUUUAUCUAAUGCUUGUCAAACAAACCGUCCAACAAAUUGUAAUUUAACAACCAUUGAACCAUUAUCGACAUUAUCUUCUUCAUCAGAACCGGUACCACCACCACCACCGACCUUACCAGAUAAUAUACCGACUACAAAUUAUCAAUCAUCUUCUAAUAUGGAUUAUCCAAGCAUUGAAAUCACAGAAACAACAACCAAUAUCAGAAAUAAUGACAAUGAAAAUAAUAUUAGUAUCAUAAAUAAUGGAAAUAUACAAUCUACAAUCUCAGAUAAUCUUAACACUGUUGUUACAACAAAGAAUUCAAUGAAACAUACAAUGUCUUCAAAUAAUUCUUUAAUAAAUGCAUCAUGUUGUACUCGAUCGAAUUCAUGCAUACAUACAUCUAACAUUCCAUGUACAUUCACAAAUCACACUCAUGAUCAUUAUAGUAAUAGUCAUACAACAUAUCUGCCAUCACAACUAGAACGAAUGCAAUUAGGAAGGCGAUCAUCGACUAUUUCUACUUCUCAGUCGUCGUCGACAACAACAACAAUAAAUAAUGUCUGUCAUCACAGAUUUUCUUCAUUAUCAGGUCAACUGUAUAAUCAUGUUGUUUCUGGCAAUGGUGGUAACUAUUAUUUUUGUCCAAAUAAUAGUUAUAACAGUCACCAAUCGACAAAUUGUCCAUUGGUUCAUAAACAGAAUUAUCCACAUCACCAUCAUUCAAAUAGAGUACAUUCACUAGCCAAUUGUGAUUCACCACCUGAAUCCUGUCCUAGUUUUGCUAGACUACAUUAUCAUUCAGAUAAUGGAUCAGUUCAUGGACCGAAUGGUGUUAUGAAUCCUACAAGUAUUGGAAGAGAAUUUUACGAUGAUUCUGGUCUAGAUUUUAUGUCAUCAUCACCACCGCAUACGAAAUUAUUUUAUCCUCGCAAUGGUAUUGAUAGCCGUCAUUCAAUCAAUAGUUGCAUGAACCAAACACAAUUUCAAUCAGCAAACAUGGAACAGAGACGUUACUCCCUGUCAGCAUUGCCAUUUUGUGAAGUGAAUUUGGCAUCUCCAGUUGACACCUCAAGACAGUCAUCUCUUGGUAGACGUCGACGUGUUAGUCUACUAGUAGAUGGUGUUCGAUUUGUAAUUGAUGCUGAACUGCUUCAAGCUCAUCCUAACACAAUGCUUGGACGAAUGUUUAGUUCACAAUUUCUAGAAAGUAGAUAUUUGCAUGACAAUCUUAAUAAUACUAAUUAUCCUCAGUCUACAUCAAUGGAAAAUAGUCCACCAAGUGAUAGAAAAUCACAUACUACUAAUACUACCACACAUUCAUCGUCAUCAUCAUCAUCAACAAUUCAUUAUAAUUUCCAAACACAUCCACCAGAUAUUUCAAUUGCUCAAGAUUCAAAUAUUUCAGCUCAGGUAUUUCGUACAAUUCUUGAUUAUUAUCUUAUUGGUCGUAUGUCUUGUCCACCCGGUGUGUCAGUUCAAGAACUCAAAGAAGCAUGUGAUUACUUUCUAAUUCCAUUCAAUCAACAUACUGUAAGAUGUGAAAAUUUCCGAUCAUUUUUACAUGAAUUAUCAAAUGAUGGUGCACAUGGUAUAUUUGGACAAUUUCUUGAAACACAUAUUCUUUCAUUACUUGUCAAAUGUACUCAAUUAGGUGAACGUGAAUGUCAUAUUGUGAUUGUAACAGAUGAUGAAACGAUUGACUGGGAUCCAGACUAUCCUCCACAAAUGCCUGAUAAUGAAUUAAAUUCACAUAUUAUUUACAGUACACAAAUGUUUCGAUUUUUAAAAUAUAUUGAAAAUCGUGAAGUGGCUAAACAAGUAUUACUUGAACGAAGUCUUAAAAAAAUACGUAUUGGUAUUGAAGGCUAUCCAACUUGUAAAGAUCGAGUGAAAUUUCGUCCAGGCGCUCGACCGGAAGCAAUUUACAAUUAUGUUCAAUGUCCAUUUCUUCGUAUGUCUUGGGAAGAAGAAGAGAAUAAAUCACGUCAUGUAGAUUUUCAAUGUGUAAAGAGUAAAUCAGUGAGUGAUUUAACAACCGGUUUAGAACAAGCUGUCAUUGAUCCACUCCCUCCACAUUUAGUUCAUUCAAAUUUAAACAAUCAAUUUAGAACAUCAAUUCCAGACACUGUAGUCUCUACUGUAUCGUCUAAUUUUGAAACUCAAACUAGUAACAGUAGUAUUAUUGCUAGUACUACUGCUACUACUACUACUACUACUACUAACACUACUAAUACUACUAGUACCUUUAAUCAUGGUAUAAAUUCUGUAAGUUCAAAUGAAAUUAUCGAAUCUACCAGUGAUACUCCAGUUGAUAUUAUACAUGUUACCAAUAAUAAUGAUAAUGAUGAAGAAGAAAGUACAAUCUACCUGAAUCAUAAUACAUCACAUCUAUCUAAUCUAUCUGUAUUAACUUCAGAAUUAGGAUCAAAUUCAGAUGAACCAGAUUCUGCUACUCCAUUGUACAAUGCUUCUGAAUCAUAAUAUUUAAUGAUUAUUGUCUCUCUUACACAUAUUUCAACUGAACAUCACCACCAUCUAUCUUUUUGUGAUAGUAUCCAUUCAUUUCAACAACAACAAAAACAACACUACUUCAAAGAUAUUUAUUUUAUUUAACGUUUUUUUUUCGGUGAGGGGGGUGGUUGGGCUAUCUUGUUUGUUUGUUUUCUUUCAUUUAUAUGUGAACGCAAACAAUUCAAAUAUAUAUAUAUAUAUAUAUAU